AUGGACACCUUCAACUACUCCAACCGCCUAGUACACCAGCCAUACUCAGAGUCCUUUGGCUCGCCAGUACUACUCUGCUCAAGUCCUGACAACCAAAUCAUCGACCACUGUUAUCCGGAAGAGUUUCAACCCAUGUUCAAUACUUGUCAAUCACCUCUGUUCCGUCCCAUGCAGCCCAUUGUUCCCACCCAACAUGAACCUUACUCAGGACAAUGUACACCAACAUGGCCAGAGUCAUAUCCAUACCAGCCGGUCUUCAUGGACUACAACUUUGGUGUUGUCCGCUCCAGCCCUUCUCUUCUUCCUUCUAUCGAACAAACCACCUUAAGCCGACCAGUCUCGAGAGCACCUUCAUUCAGAUCCGACACAAGUUCUUCAUGGAUGAGCUGCCCAAGAAGCAACCCUUCCCGCUCGUCGUCUCCUAACGCUGGAGAGAUGUCCAAGUACGGAGCUCCCAGUGAGGAUGGCACAUGGAAGUGUGCUUACCCUGGAUGCACAUCCAAGUCUGUCUUCCGACGAGGAUGCGACCUGCGCAAGCAUUACCGCAGACAUACAAAGACCCUCUUCUGUCGCCAUAUUGGCUGUCGAUCUGCAAGCGAAGGAGGAUUCUCUAGCGAGAAAGACCGAGCACGCCAUGAAGCUAAGCACGAUCCCAAGAUCGUUUGCGAGUGGGAUGGCUGCAGUAGAGUGUUCAGCAGAGUGGACAAUAUGAGGGAUCAUGUCCGUCGUAUCCACCGCCGCAAGCUCGUCAAAUAA
Aureobasidium melanogenum CBS 110374 is the source of this 756-nucleotide messenger RNA. RefSeq lists its product as uncharacterized. Gene Ontology annotation, biological process: regulation of transcription by RNA polymerase II. The record is from RefSeq and is a predicted model, not a curated record. The transcript is spliced from 2 exons. Gene Ontology annotation, cellular component: nucleus. Lineage: Eukaryota; Fungi; Ascomycota; Dothideomycetes; Dothideales; Saccotheciaceae. The coding region runs from base 1 to 756 and encodes 251 amino acids.